Molecule: messenger RNA, 650 nt
Organism: Salvelinus sp. IW2-2015
Lineage: Eukaryota; Metazoa; Chordata; Actinopteri; Salmoniformes; Salmonidae
Source: RefSeq, a predicted model, not a curated record
CUUCCGCCUCGGUCAUAAGGAAAGUUGAACUCUUCCUGCUUUUUACCUGCAGUAAAAAGUAGGAUAUGCAUACACAUCCUUGCGAAGUAUUCCGUAUUAUCAAUAGAGGCCAUGGAUGCAGCUGAGGRGAAGAGUUUGCUAAACAACUAAUCUGUUUAGAAGCGCAGUGUAAAAUACAGGCAAGGAAGUGAGGCGGGCACUUGAAACUUAAACGAUUGUGGUGUUUUGGAAGUUCCAGUCACUCCCUAAAUCGCCUGUUAACAAUGGGAUGCUGUGGCAGUUCAGAGCAAAAGCAGCGCGAGUGGAAACCAUUGGAGGAUCGAAGCUGCACGGAUAUUCCAUGGCUCAUCAUAUUCRCAUUGUUCUGUAUCGGAAUGGCCUGUAUCGCUGGUUUCUCCAUUUCCACGGGAGCUGCAUCCAGGCUCAUCUCUGGCUACGACAGCUACGGUAACACCUGCGGUCAGAAGAAUGGCAAGAUCGAGGGGGUCGAGCUCAGUGGCCGGGAUCAGACCGACAACAAGUAUGUCUUCUUCCUGGACCCCUGCAACAUUGACAUCCUGAACAGGAAGAUCAAGUCCAUGGCCCUCUGUGUGUCCANAUUGAAGUCCUGUUCUUUGACCUUUUCCAGGUAUGUCUUCUUCCUGGACCCC